GGGACGCUGCGGCGGCGGCGACAACAACGUGACGCGCGUCGGCCGGACGACACAGUUUUCGCCUAGACCGACGUAAACGUUUGUUCUCGUGUUUAUUUUUAUUAUUAGCAUCGAACAUCUAUAUACGCGUAUAUAUUAUCAUAUUAUAUGACAUAUGAUGUCAUUUAAUUAGUUUCAUAUAAUUGUAUAUUAUUUAACGCGUAUCGUUCACACCGAGUCGGUCGGCUGUCGCCGGAAAACCAACCAUCGGACCACAACAACACUAACAGUACAAGCCAAAAAUCGUUAACAAGUGAUAAUCCCACAACGACUUAGCUUCAAAAAAAAAAAAAAGGCGGCACAACAACUGUUGAUGUUUGUUCAAGUCCCAGAGUGUAUUUCGAUCCGGUGAAUUUCAUCAUGGAAAUCCGGUAACCGUUCUGGAAAUGUGAAUGAUACAUGAGCAGCUUACAGUGUACGUCAUGUUUAUACAGAUGGUACAAAAAGUGGUACAGCACCAAUACAUUUUCAUCUUUGUUCAUUUCGAUAACGUAUACGAACCCAACAACACAGCGAGAAAACAGAUUUACACUAAAACAAACAAAAAAUGACUAACAACAAGCUACAAGUGUUUUGUCUGAUUGUGUUAACUAUUUGCACUGUUAUAAACGAGAUAAAAUGCAUAACAAAAAAAGAAGAAUGCCGCCGUCAGAUUUCCUUAAACAACCAUUUGAUUUCCAGAUUAAAUAUUCAACAAAAAUACAACCUAAUAGUAAUGGCCGUAGACGAAUUCGAAUAUGAGGGAGUUGGGAAAUUCCUUAACCCGCCAGAUAACGACUAUUUGUGUCAUGACGUGGAUGAUAACGCUCAGGUAUAUAUCACUACAUACGCAGGAGAACAAUCCUUUGAAGAGGAAUUACUAAAACUCCUAAAUAUCCAGAGACCUGAUGAUUUUACUAGUAGAGGAACAUAUGACAUAGCAGUAAGGAACAGAAGACAUAUUUUAAAUUUAGCAUACCUGUCAAUUAUCAAUGAAAAAUUGAAAGACCAGCGAAUGUGCGAAAAUCACGAAAGAAUAAAAUGUAUGUUGAUCGGGUUAAUCAAGCAUGAAAACUAUGAGGCGCAAAACAAACAAGGAUGUAUUGGUGAUAAUAUUUGUGUUAUAACUACUACCGAGUUAACAAAGCAAUUAUAUUCAAAUACACAUGACGUUACACACAAAGUGGAGAAGUAUCGAGAUCGCUAUGACAGCAAUGAUAAACGUUAUAAGAUAUUUUUCAAAGACCCUGUGCGGGGAUACAUAGAAUGGGACAGUGGAAUACCAGAAGAAGUAACAGAAGACGAGGGGUCUUCUUCUAGACGAUGAGUCAAUUCAAUAGAUGUGCAUGGAUAAGACAGUGAUUUUAGCAUCAUUAGCUAAAAUCAUUGUCUUAUCUAACUAUUAGCGUUAAUAAUUAAUUUGUUUAAAUUAGUACACAGCAAAAUAGCGAUAUUUCAAUGUAAAAAAAAAAUUUCAAUCUAAUAAAAUGUCUUAACAUUUUAUUAGAUUAAUGACAUUUUUUUUAGAGUAAUCCUUUAUUUAUGUACAAACAUGUGUGCCUAUGUGUUAACCUGUUUCUUUAACAAUAAAUUAUACCUUUAUGAUUUUAAUUUUAUCCAUAUUUUUAUUAGGUACAUUUUUGUGUGGUUUAAUAACUAUGGUAACUAUAUGGUAGCUAUACGGUAAAUA
Molecule: messenger RNA, 1708 nt
Organism: Adelges cooleyi (spruce gall adelgid)
Lineage: Eukaryota; Metazoa; Arthropoda; Insecta; Hemiptera; Adelgidae
Exons: 14
Coding region: 587-1345 (252 amino acids)
Source: RefSeq, a predicted model, not a curated record